Molecule: messenger RNA, 5996 nt
Organism: Pocillopora meandrina
Lineage: Eukaryota; Metazoa; Cnidaria; Anthozoa; Scleractinia; Pocilloporidae
Source: the annotation of a GenBank genome assembly
AUGGGGAAUGCAGCCUGUACAACUUUGAAAUCAUGCAAUGUGAACACAGAUGGACAAAAUCAAGUGUUACAAAUCACAAUCAAGCGCGGAAAAGACGAUACAUCAAGAGCGAAGCCACCUCCAAGCUUGCAGUUAGAGGUUGAUCUCGGUGAGAUUGUCUCUCCGUGCAUCGAUGUUAUGUUCAUCUGUAGUGAGUGGGGCUCUAAAAAGGGAGGACUCUCAACGUUCAACAGAGAGCUAGCUGUGAAUCUAGCGAAUAUAUCAAACGGCAGAAUCAAGGUUCACUGCUACGUAUCUGAAAGCAGCGAAGCGGAAAGGCAAGAUGCAAGCAGUAAAGGAGUGAAUCUUAUUACCGCUAAGCGCUCUCCAGGAUCUAGCGAUCCCUUAGAUUGGCUAAAAACUCCGCCGUCAGAUAGAUUAAAUCCUGAUGUUGUGGUGUCUCACGGGAGGAAAUUUGGUAGCGCCGCUUAUUUCAUUCAAAUGAUCACAAACUGCCGUUGGAUACAUUUCGUGCAUGUCAAUUGCGAAGCUCUUGGAAAACACAAAUUGGAAUGUAGCGUCACGGCGGAUGCGAUUGCCGAUAACGAAGAGAAGAACAGACAAGAACUCGAACUCUGCAGAGCAUCUGAGUUAGUUGUUGCAGUAGGCUCUCUGCUACAAAGAAAAUAUCAAAGAAGUCUGCCAGAUAUUAAAGUAGAGGUCAUUACUCCAGGGAUUUUCGAAGAGUAUAUCAAUCCGGCUGCAACGCAAUCCGAGCGUGAAUUAUCAGAGGAAGACUUCAGUAUAUUUAUGUUCGGUCGUGGAAGCUUUGAGGACUUUUCCCUCAAAGGAUAUGACAUCGUUGGAAAGGCUGUGGCUUCUCUGGAAAGAAAAUUUGAGCUCACAUUUGUCGGUGCGGCACAAGAUGAACAAAGGAAGAUAGAAACGUGGUUUCUGGAGGAAACCAAAAUAUCACGUAACCAGUUAACCAUUCGUGGCCUCUGCAGUUAUGAACAAAUUAAAACAAUGUUACGUGAAGCGGACUUAGUCGUCAUGCCGUCCCGCACAGAGGGCUUUGGUUUGGUUGCGCUGGAGGCAAUAUCAGCUGGUGUACCUGUUCUUGUCUCCAGUGAAACUGGAAUUGCCAAAGCCCUUCAAGACUUAGAGAAUGGGAUGUCCGUGGUUGUCAAAACAGAUGUAUCUGAUGAAUGGGCGAAUAGAAUCUUUCGUUUGUCAAAACAGACACGAAGAAACAGACAUAUUACUGCCUUGCGGCUUAGAGAGCAAUAUAAGUUAAAGUAUUCGUGGGAGAACGAGUGCAAGAAAUUUGAGAAGAUGAUCCUUGAGUUAGUGAAAAUCACUGAUCAAAAUGAAAUUCCCUUAAAUCGUCGUUUGACAGGUAUGCAUUUUUUUCCUAAUGUUGUUUUUGCAUAGUUUACCUCAAAAUGCUUCAAUACUAAGAAAUUUACUUCCAACUGGAAAGUCUGUGAAUAGGCUCGGAUGUAAUUUCAAGUAAUGAAGUCAAUUUGACCCUAAUUGCUUAGAUUUCCCGAUGAAUAAAUCAAAUUUUCUCAUAAGUGGAAAGUGUUUGUGUGUAUUGGACAACAUUCCAUUAAGAGCACCAGCUAGUGAGAUAAUUUGUCUCAUCUGCGCGUAUAAAAUUCACAGUUCCCUGAAAAUGAAAGCCUUUUCAGUUUCCAAGUUUUCAUCAUUGUUAAAAAUGUUUCAUUCUAAACAUUAUGUUGAAUUCAACCUACUAAGUAAUGUUUAUAAUUACAAAACCCUUUGUGUAUGUGUAGUAAAACCACUGUGUUGAUUAAUGGGUUGCCCUCAAAAGUGAAGAUGUAUAUUGUAUAUUCACUGAGUCCUCUGUGGACGUGAGUUUUUACUGGGAUCUCUGUAUCUCUGUGGACAUAAUCUGAUCAUGAUGCAGCAAUAUUCAAUUAUUAGACAACACAACUCUGAAGGAUGCUCUGAAAGCAGUUCUCAAAGCAGAUGACGUACAAUCUCCCAAAAGUGAAGACGGGGGGCUGUUAAACGCAGGUGUGUAAUUUGUGCCAUAAGAAUGUUUUCAAGAGGUAAGAAUGGGGCCAGGCAGUAAUUACAGGCAACAAAUGGUAAGAAACACUAAUAUCAAUGAAUUUGGGGCAUGAAAAAAUUUUGAAGUAAAACUAUCAAAUGACUUAAAUUGACAAUCUAUGUUCUUAAGUGCGUGAUCAGUUUAAGAUUUUGCUUAAGUAAUGGUGUUGCCAAAAAAUUCAUUUUGACGAAAUUAAGUUUUCGUCAAAAUGACAUGAUGUUAAAACAUACUGGAAUUCAUGCCACUGUAUUAAUAAUUUAAUUUAUAUGGCUAUAUGUUUUUUUCUGUUGCUUGAAUUUUCUAUUUUUCAAAUGCCUCUUGAUUUUUUUUUCGUGAACGCUUCUUUAUUGGUUGUGACCGCAUGAGUAUGAAUCUUAUUUCCAUCUUGAAUAGAUCCAAACAUUUUAAAUGAAGAAACAGAGCGAACCGAGAGAAGAAAAGAAGGAGAGAAAGCAAUAGGUAUGCAUGUGAACCUGUUUUUUAGUGUGCCAGAAAAAGCUAUGUCUAUUCUCAUCACCAGCUGUUAUCGGAAUUAAUAUGUUAUUACAUUUUUGUAUUUCAUCCUCUGAAUCAAGAUCCAGGAACUUCAGAUAAAAAAGCAAAACAAAUAAACAGCAGCCGCCAACUUGUAAAACAAGCAGGUAUGUCCAUCAACGUCAUGUUUUUGCACUAUAUAAAAAUGAAAAAUUGGUAUCACGUUUCAUAUAACGUGAUGAAAUCAAUACUAUAAAUCUAUUGGGACUGUAUGUACAACUAACUCUAUUUCUAUCUGCAGCCUUUAGAGAUAUAUAAACUUAUUACUGUUGUACUUUGUCUUGUGUAGAUCCAGACACUUCCAAUAAAAAAGCAGAACAAACGACAGAAAGAAAGACAGGUAGGCAAGGGGCAGCUACAUAUAUUGAACAUAUUUUGUAGAGUGCCACAAAAAAAUGCAAAUCAUUUCUUGUUUCAGUACCUUUUGUAGACCCAAUUUAGUGAGGAUAUUUCGAUAUCCUCUCUACUGAUAUGAGGGUAUGAUUUGAUUAUUUUGACCACAGAUGGAGCCAGGUCUUUCUUUGAUUUGUGAAUGGUAAACAGCUGUCUGGCUUUCAUCAGAAAAUUACAACCUAUUUAAAACCAAUUAAGAAUUCUUCUGAGUUAACAUACAGCAAGUCUUAUAUAGUGUGCGUAAACUGAACAGUUCCUUGAGGUAACAUAUUCUUGGGAACCCAAUGUCGGCUUGUUGUAUAUUCUACCAAUCCAGUAUUUUUGGUAUUGGUGAAAUGAUCCAAGGAAUUUUAAACUUUAAAAGCAGUGAAACAGAUAAAAAAAAAUGACUGGAAAGAGCUAAUACUUUAAGUUACGGAGGUGUAUUAAUUGCAGUUUAUAAAUAUACUUAAAUCAGUUUCCUGUGCAGACCAUGACACCUUAGAUAAAACAAGAGAAACACAAAUGGAGGCAAGAAAUUACCUUUUUUAAAAUAUUAUUGGUUACAUAACUUUAAAUAAACAUUCUGAACUUAGGGAUAAUUUUGAUUGUUCAUACUUUCACUCUACAGGUGAAAAAAAGUCAGCUUUUUCUUUAUUUUGUGUACAAGUCCACAGCUGCUUACUUACAUAGCUUUCUGUAGGAUUAAAUUAUAAGAAAUUUAGAAGCUGUUUUAAAUUGACUAACAUAUUCUAGUUUGGUUCUUAAAAUAUACAGAGUACACUAAGAUGAACAUUUCCUUUCAGUGCUAAUAAUAAAAAUCCCAAGACUUUUCAUUUUCACUGACUUCCUAAAAUCAUCAUAGUACUUAAAGAACGGCAUGAUUGUAACGUCAGUGUUGUCAUUCUAUGCAGCUCCAGGCACCCCAAAUGAAACAAAAGAACAAAUACAGGAGGACAAGGAAGUAGUGCAAGCAGCAGGUAUGUAAUAUUUACCUACUUGCAGGAUCCUCGAGGUAAACAAAAACUCCUGUAGAAGAGUGUUGUCAGUGACAGCUGAGACUAAUAUUCUGAAAAUUUUAGUAGAUGUCAUCUUGAGAGUCAAAUCACUUGACUAAUAUUAACUUCACAGCUAUCACCAAUACCGCGAGACCUUUCCAGAAGUAGUUUUACCUGAAGCGUCAGAUUAUUUCACGGAGAAAAAGCUGUCAUUCAAUUUUACUGAGAUUGAUUUAUAUGGCCUCUAAUACGCUAAGAAAGUAAAUUUCCCUGGCUUGUAAGAUAAGUGCAUUGUUGUCUGUGGAAGCAAAGGGUAUGAUUCUUGACCAGUUAUUUGAUCAGAAUUUAAUCAAAAGUCAGGCUGGCGUCUGAAAUUUUGUAUUUUUUUUCAGACCUAAUCAAUCUUUUAUGAUUUUUUUUUUUCUUUUUUAAGACUAAAAAUCUGGGUUAAAAUGGGGGAAUCAAUUAGUUCUUUUUGUCAGAGACAAUGUAAGAGUUUCAAAAGGCAAUUGCCCAGUCAUCCUACUCUAAAAAAUUCAGAGGUACCCUCCUUAGUGCACAUUUAAUACUAAUCAUUCAUAGUAUUACCCUGGGUAUUUAGAGUUUCUUAGGUAUAAUUAUCUUAAGUUUUCAUGCAAGUUCAGAUCUACAGACUGUCAACAAAAAAGAAAAGAAAAAAUGAAUGCAUGAAAGGCGGUGUUUACAUUACGUAGAAAUGGUCAUAAAUGCGAUGUGCUGCUAAAAUGUGAUUACUUUCAAAUCAUUUACUAUGCUGUUUAAUUUCACUGGUAUAAUAUACUUUAUUAUAAAGUUCGGAGAUAAUGUGCGUUGUCUUUGGUUGAAAAAGCGCGCUCUAUUAGACUACGUCUCGUGUUUGUCCCCACUCUUAUUUCGUACUCUCACCGCUUCCUGUGUGCUUUAAAACAGACCACAACACAGUCAAGGCUUCUCCAUUUGUUAAGUAUGUGAAGUUAAAUGUUAGCAAAACUGUAAUGGAGAUAUGCUAAAUUGAAUGGAACUCAGACUUCCGAGAUUUUAUACAGUAUGUGUAAAAACUUUUAUGGCUAUGAAAUUUUCAGCCCUCAUUCUAUAAAAAUCUUUUUGCAAAUGUCAAUAGAGGAGAUGUAAUUUUUAUCCUAGUUAUUUAAUAAUAAGUUUAAGACUACUGAGUUAACUAUACUACUAAAGAAACUCCUGGAGGGUUUGUUUAUGCUCAUUAUCCGUGUUUACAGUAACUGAAAUACUCCCACGAUCCUUCAAUCUCACCUUCCUUAAGUAAUGUUUGUCUCUCAUUUUCCUUCUCUAACAACUCUAUUGUAGGUGACGCCUAUGUGAACCAAGACAUGGAGGAAAGUGUUGUUCUGCUUUUCUCUGCUGCAAGUGAAGAUGAUGUCGCUGAAAUUGAAUCCUUGCUCUCUCGUGGAGUUUGUAUUGAUUCGCGAGAUUCGCAAGGCUGGACGCCGGUAAUGAUUGCUGCUGGAAAUGGCAAGGUACAAGCGGUGAAGUAUCUGAUCAGUAGAGGAGCUGAUCUGGGUCUGCGAGACAACAAUGGCAGGAAUUCGUUACAUUGGGCCUCACUAUGUGGUGACGUUGUUGUCAUCCAGCUACUGGUCAGUCAUAUGACUGAUAUUGACCCAAGAACUGCCACUGGUAGGACACCGCUAAUGCUUGCUGCUGAAAAUGGAAAGGUGCAGGCGGUAAGGUGUCUGAUCAUGAAAGGAGCUAAUCCGGCCUUACGACACAGGACUGGAUGGAAUUCGUUACAUAUAGCCUCACGGUAUGGUCACGUUGAUGUCAUUGAGCUGCUGGUCAGUCACAUGACAGAUAUUGACUCGGAAGAUGCCUGGGGUUGGACGCCGCUAAUGAUUGCUGCUGAAUAUGGCAAAGUACAGGCGGUGAAGUGUCUGAUCAGUAAAGGAGCUGAUCUGGCUUUACGACACAGGACUGGAUGGAAUUCGUUACAUUUCGCCUCACUACGUGGUCAUGUUGAUGUCAUUGAGCAACUGGUCAGUCACAUGAAUGAUCUUGACUAA